Acanthopagrus latus (yellowfin seabream) is the source of this 6440-nucleotide messenger RNA. Its product is annotated as dolichyl-diphosphooligosaccharide--protein glycosyltransferase subunit STT3B-like. Gene Ontology annotation, biological process: post-translational protein modification. The record is from RefSeq and is a predicted model, not a curated record. Bases 967 to 3417 code for a protein of 816 amino acids. NCBI's taxonomy places the organism in Eukaryota, Metazoa, Chordata, Actinopteri, Spariformes, Sparidae. Gene Ontology annotation, cellular component: membrane. The transcript is spliced from 16 exons. Gene Ontology annotation, molecular function: dolichyl-diphosphooligosaccharide-protein glycotransferase activity.
UAGUAAAUGGAUUUAAUAUUGAGCAACACACAAACAUACAUAUUGGGUAAGGCUGUUUGAUAUGUCACCAUAAAACAAAGAAACAAACAAAAAACAAUGGCUUUAUGAUGUCUACUGAAUUGGUUAGGCUAUUCAUUGGCUACUUAUACUGACAUAUCAACAAUUGUCUGAAUUUUUGGGUUGCCAGGUUCUAAGAAUGGAUAAUAAAAAUUACAUUUGCACUGACUCAGAAAGUUUCUAAUGGUGGCCUAUUACAAUGUGGUGGCCUAUCAAACCUGGUUGUUGUCUAACUUGUUACAAAUUUCAACAAAUAUCUCACUGAGGAAUUAAUCCCUGCGUGAAUGAGGAACCAUACUCUAACUAUACUAACACCACUGUGCUCAGUGUGGCUCUUGUGAAAUUCAUUUAUUUCAUUGGCUCGUGCGACUCCAGCGCUCCUCCCGCUGUCUGUCACCCGCCGUCGCUCACUUCUCUCCCUCGCGCAGGAGCGUCUUCAACGGGGUGCUCUAUUGUAAUUGGCCGCUUCGGUUGUCCGUCGAGCGCGCUCUAUCGUGGGAUUGGGUUUCUGCCGGAGCUGCGUCCCUCUUGGCUGUACCUGUCUCACUGUGAGAGGCUGACAGCUCUUCCUGCUCCGCCAACAGCUCCCGCCCCGCCAUCCAGCUCCAAGGAAGGAAGGAGGAACUGCUCUAGCCGCAUGUGUCACUUCGAGUAUGCUGCAAAACCGUGCUGCUAUGUGACUCCCUGGGACUACUUAGCUCGCGUUGCGGUUGGUGGGAAGCAAGGUUAGAAAGUUUCGGUUCACAGCCAGUGUUCGGGGGGGAGCGGGGCCGCGUAGGCAAGGUGGUGCAAGUAGUUUCGGAAGUGGAGCGUGGCAGCGAAAAGGAAGAAGGAGGGGGGGCUUUUCUUUCCUGUGUCAUAAAGGAUAGCUCGCAUCGCUUGCUUGCCACGACAGGACUGACGUAGAAUAUGGCGGAGCAUCACCCGGUUUCCGACAACAAACACAAAUCCUCACUCAACUCCGGAGCGUCGUACUCGGGGAACGGGCGCAGCAGCACGGCGGUCGGAGAGAGGGGCAGCACCGCCGGGUCAGGAGGAGGAGGAGGAGGAGGUCUAUCCGGCGGCCUGUCGCAGCCAGCCGGGUGGCAGUCCCUGCUGUCUUUCACCGUCCUGUUCCUGGCCUGGCUGGCCGGUUUCAGCUCCAGGCUCUUCGCUGUCAUUCGCUUCGAGAGCAUCAUUCACGAGUUUGACCCCUGGUUCAACUACAGGUCGACUCACCAUCUCACCACCAAUGGCUUCUAUGAGUUCCUCAACUGGUUUGAUGAAAGAGCCUGGUAUCCUCUGGGUAGGAUAGUUGGGGGCACGGUAUACCCAGGUCUGAUGGUCACAGCAGGCCUCAUCCACUAUGUGCUCAACCUGCUCCACAUCACCGUCCACAUCCGGGACGUAUGUGUGUUCCUCGCUCCAGUGUUCAGCGGCCUGACCUCCAUCUCCACCUUCCUGCUGACGAGGGAGCUGUGGAACCAGGGUGCUGGGCUGCUUGCGGCCUGCUUCAUUGCCAUCGUCCCUGGCUACAUCUCCCGGUCUGUUGCUGGCUCCUUCGACAAUGAAGGAAUUGCCAUCUUUGCCCUGCAAUUUACCUACUAUCUCUGGGUAAAGUCAGUGAAGACAGGAUCAGUCUUCUGGACCAUCGGAUGCUGCCUCUCCUAUUUCUACAUGGUUUCAGCUUGGGGGGGUUACGUGUUCAUCAUCAACCUCAUUCCUCUUCAUGUAUUUGUACUGCUGCUCAUGCAGCGCUUCAGUAGGAGAGUCUACAUAGCCUACAGCACCUUCUACAUCAUUGGCCUGGUCUUGUCUAUGCAGAUCCCCUUUGUGGGCUUUCAGCCAAUAAGGACCAGUGAGCACAUGGCUGCAGCAGGGGUGUUUGUGCUGCUUCAGGUCUAUGCCUUCCUGCAGUACCUAAAGGACAGACUGACCAGGCAGGAGUUCCAGACUCUCUUUUUCCUGGGAGUCUCUGUAGCUGCUGGUGUGGUUUUUCUCUCUGUCAUCUACCUGACAUACACAGGGUACAUUGCUCCAUGGAGUGGGCGCUUCUACUCCCUCUGGGAUACUGGCUAUGCUAAGAUCCACAUUCCAAUUAUAGCAUCAGUAUCUGAGCACCAGCCCACCACCUGGGUGUCCUUCUUCUUUGACCUCCAUAUCCUUGUGUGCACCUUCCCAGCAGGCCUCUGGUUCUGCAUUAAGAACAUCAAUGAUGAACGUGUCUUUGUGGCCCUGUAUGCCAUCAGCGCUGUAUAUUUUGCUGGCGUAAUGGUGCGUCUGAUGCUCACUCUGACUCCGGUGGUGUGCAUGCUGUCGGCAGUCGCCUUCUCAAGCGUCUUUGAACACUACCUGGGAGAUGACAUGAAGAGGCAGAGCCCGCCUGCAGAGGACAGCAGUGACGAGGACGACAGGAAGAAUGCUGGGAACCUCUACGACAAGGCAGGCAAGGUACGUAAACACGUAUUGGAGCAGGAGAAAGCUGAGGAGGGCCUCGGCCCCAACAUCAAGUCCAUAGUCACCAUGCUGAUGUUGAUGCUGCUCAUGAUGUUUGCCGUCCACUGCACCUGGGUCACCAGCAAUGCCUACUCCAGCCCCAGUGUGGUGCUGGCAUCAUACAACCAUGAUGGCUCCCGUAACAUCCUUGAUGACUUCAGGGAGGCCUACUAUUGGCUGAGGCAGAACACAGACGAGCAUGCUAGAGUGAUGUCCUGGUGGGACUAUGGCUACCAGAUAGCCGGCAUGGCAAAUAGAACAACGUUGGUGGACAACAACACAUGGAACAACAGUCACAUAGCACUGGUGGGUAAAGCUAUGUCAUCCAAUGAGUCUGCAGCCUAUGAAAUCAUGAGGUCAUUGGAUGUUGACUAUGUCCUGAUCAUCUUUGGAGGUGUGAUUGGCUACUCAGGUGAUGACAUCAACAAGUUCCUGUGGAUGGUGCGCAUCGCAGAGGGGGAGCACCCCAGAGACAUCAGGGAAAGUGACUACUUCACCCCGCAAGGAGAGUUCAGAGUGGACAAAGCUGGUUCCCCCACCCUCCUCAACUGCCUUAUGUACAAGAUGUCUUACUAUCGCUUUGGAGAAAUGCAGUUGGACUUCCGGACUCCACCUGGCUUCGACCGAACACGCAAUGCCGAGAUUGGCAACAAGGACAUAAAGCUGAAGCACCUGGAGGAGGCCUUCACCUCAGAGCACUGGUUGGUCAGGAUUUAUAAGGUCAAAAAGCUGGAGAACAGAGACCGCUUGGAGCACAAGCUGCGAGGCACUGACACCACUAAGCAGAAGUACACCUCCAAAAAGACAGCCAAGAGGAAGCGGGGAUACAUCAAGAACAAGCUUUCUCUCAAGAAGGGCAGGAAACUGACCAACAAAUCUUUAUAGAGAGUCCACCACCAACAGAGGCACUUUGAGGAUGGGAGGAAGAAAAAAUCUUAAACACAAAACUUUAAAUAAAAAAAAACAACAAAAAAAAACAAGCAGCAACGGUAAAUCCACCAAUCAAGAUGAAUAAGGAACACCAGAGGUUCUCCAGGGCCCUGUCAUCCCACGUGUACUCACCUGGAGGUCCAGGCUGGAAAAGUUAUUAACACCCAAGGAACCUCUAAAAGAUGGAAGGGUCAUUAUGUUGUACAGUCUUGCUUUGGGGCCAGACUGUGGUGAUAGCUGUAUUGAAGUCAAUGAGAUGCAUGGAGAAACACACUAAACCCUGACAUAUCUAGUAUGAUUUCUGAUGAAAGAAUGCCUCCUGGAAAUGAAAGACCACACUUCAGAGGGUCUGGCCCCAAAGUGACAUCGUGUGACGUUAUGACCCUUCCUUCUUCGUAGGAUACUUGCUAUCGCCUGGGGGAAGUGUUGAACCUCAGCUGACCUGAUGAACAGGGUCAAGGAGGCAGAGAAUGGGAGAUGUUGGCCUCCGCACAGUGGUUUUAAGCUGAAGAACUGUGACCUUUGACCCGCUUUUCUUUUUGGACUUGAACAUGAUUGGAGACAGAGAGCAAAAGAGACUAGCUGUCCUCAAUCCAGGGAUUCAGUUCGGGACUGCUUCUGUCAUUCAGAUAUAAAAUAACAUGAAUACACCACGGUUCUACCAUGUCCCCAGUUCAUACUGAAACCCCAGACCUGCUCAAAAAGAGGUUAAGAGAGAUGUUAGGGUGAAGUGGUGUUUUCCCCUUGUUGGAGUUUAUUCACUUCUCUUCAAAAUUCAGUUAAAUGGAAACAGAAGUGUACCUGCUUUUUUAUUGUUAACCUGCAGUCAGAGGCAGUACCUUUCAGAUGUAUGAGUUUGUGCUUAGAUGCUUUUGAAAGGACCUGGUGUUGGAAGAUUCUCAGUAGCCUGUUUUCCUUUACAAUCUCAUUAGAAUCCAUUAUUAUCAGCAGCAUGCAUGAACACAUGCCAACAAGGAGAAGCCACCACUUUUCAUACAACCUAACAUAUCUCUUUAGAACCAGACUAUGUGAAAGGAAAUGUCCAUUACAACUUAUUCUAUUAGUAAUAAUCACACUUUACUCACCAAGGUAAAUGCUGAGACCUGGACACACAGCAACAUCAGGAGAAGAAACAGUCAGGAAGUCGGACCAGUUUUAAAGAAGCCUCCAGGUUAGACACUAACAAAGGCAAACUGUCUCUUUAUUACCAAACUGUCUGUUGUAAACAUCGAUCACUAAUUCAUGGUUCAACUUGAUCACUUUACUUGCUGUAGUUGUGCAAAUUAGAGCUGCAAUGAUUCAACUGGUUUCUCCAAGUGUUAACUGUUAAAUUAAUCUGCAGCUAAUUUGUAUCAUCAAUUGAUCAGUUUGGGGACUUUAUAUAAAAACUUGUCAAAAUUAAUAUCCCAGGAAUAUUUCAAUUUAAGAUGCACUCGCUUUCAGUUUUUCCUCAAAUUAAAAGGCUCUUCCAGAAACGUAGUACUGCACUUCCUUUAAGCUGGAGGACUCCGAAGAGACAGAACAUGAAAGGUGUGUGAGCAGCAAGGCUGUUGUGUUUUUCAUGUCAUUUUGAUGUCACUGUGUUCCCAGAUUUCAGCAUUAACUGAAAUGGGUACAGUAUUAUCAUAAACGAUAGAAACGAUGGCUUAACUCUGGAGAUAGUUAUCAAGUUAUGAUAAACCCAAUUUAAUGUUUAAGCUGUGUAACACUGUAGAGCCACACUGAACAGACCAGCUCAGAGGGUAAAACGUGUGUAUGAAAAUAUCUUGGUUUAAGAUGCGGUAGGGAAGCCAAGACACGAGCCCCAGGUCUACAUGUUAUCACUGAUGAUGAUGAUGAUGAUGAUGGUGAUUAAUGUAUGAAUACGUUACUCACACACAAUGUCCCCAAGGGAAUGCAUGCACAUGGAUUUCUGAGCCUCAGGGUGGGAAAAUGAAUGUAGAGACAAGAAGCAGUGUAAUACAUAUGUGUGCAGUGUUUACUAAACAGCCUGAAGGUAAACUGGACUGAAUCGGGUAGAGCGCUACUGGAUCUGAUUCAUUUGGGAGACACUACCACUUUGAAAUAAUUGGGCCCAUGUACGUAUUUUUUGUUGCUAGUAGAAUACGCUAACAGGGGGUGUCUGCGAGUGUUUCCAUUGAAGCCAUUUGACGUUUAGCACUGUUCUUAUCAGAUAUGAAACCCUUUCAGGAGCUUUUAAAACACUGUUACAGUCAAAAACAAUCUGAACGGAAAGCAGCAGUGUGUCGUUAACACUCAUCUGUCAAAUGUUCCACUGCACUCUGUAGAUACAGCCUGCUCGUCCUCUUCACAGGUACAGUGACAGCAUCACACUCGGCUCCUGAUUGUUAUCGUGAAAUUCAGAGAGGACUUUAUGGCGUCCUCUGAGCUGUCAGGACGAGGAGGAUUCAUGUUUCCAAACACAGGAAGGGGACAUUCAGAGGGUUAAAACAUUACACUCUACUGCUUAUUUGUAAUUGGCUGAAUUUCCUUUUUUCUUUUUUCUUUUUUUUUUUUUAGUUGUGUCAUGCACUGGUUAGUGGCAUAAAGGUGACUGUUUCUUUCAGUGUGUGAUUUAUAAUGAUUUGAGUGGAAUUUGUUUCCUUGUUCUCUUUGAUUUAAUCUGCCUUACUCUUGUUUCUUGAAGACAUGAAACGUAUCCAUUCUGCGUGAGCCAACUUUGAUUCAGUUGUUUUUGUCACAAGAAUGCCAAUUUAAGCAGUUCCAGACAGCAUUGGCCUUAACAGAAAAAACUAAAAGAAUAAUAUCAUUUCCAGAGCUCGACAGAGCCAAUGAGUUUAUUUAUUACAUAGACAAUGGAAGCUGCGUUGACUACAGCAGGCGUAGUUUCCUAUCGCAAAAUGCAAGGAUUUUAUUUUUUGAUUUUCUAAGUCAAAGUUUCUUCCAUCAAUUGUAAUGAUCUGGAUGCAGGUAUGAGAAUGAAAUAUGGCUUUUUGAAUAAAGAGGUUGAAAUAACA